Acanthopagrus latus (yellowfin seabream) is the source of this 700-nucleotide messenger RNA. RefSeq names its product gamma-crystallin M3-like. NCBI's taxonomy places the organism in Eukaryota, Metazoa, Chordata, Actinopteri, Spariformes, Sparidae. The transcript has 3 exons. The coding region runs from base 40 to 591 and encodes 183 amino acids. Gene Ontology annotation, molecular function: structural constituent of eye lens. The record is from RefSeq and is a predicted model, not a curated record. Gene Ontology annotation, biological process: lens development in camera-type eye; visual perception.
CAGUUCAGGAGCAAGAGCAACAACCCAUCUGCAGCCAACAUGAGCAACACCAGCAUGAACAUGAGGGGCAAAAUCAUCUUCUACGAGGAGAGGAACUUCCAGGGUCGCUCCUAUGAGUGCAUGAGCGACUGCUCUGACAUGUCCUCCUACCUGAACAGGUGCCACUCCUGCAGGGUGGAGAGCGGCUGCUUCAUGGUCUACGACCGCUCCAACUACAUGGGAAACCAGUAUUUCAUGAGGAGGGGCGAGUACGCUGACUACAUGAGCAUGAUGGGAAUGAGAGAAUGCAUCAGGUCUUGCCGUAUGAUCCCCAUGCACAGAGGCCAGUUCAGGAUGAGGAUCUACGAGAGGGAGAACUUCGGUGGUCAGAUGCAUGAGCUGAUGGAGGACUGCGACAACAUCAUGGACCGCUACCGUAUGAACGACUGCAUGUCCUGCAACGUGAUGGACGGCCACUGGCUGAUGUACGAGCAGCCCCAAUUCAGAGGCAGGAUGAUGUACCUGAGGCCCGGAGAGUACAGGAGCUUCAGGGAGAUGGGCAUGAGUGGCACCAGGUUCAUGAGCAUGAGGCGCAUCAUGGACAUGUGCUAGACAUUUCCAUUUUGAAAUAAAAAAUUGGGCUCAUGAUUGCUAUGAGGUUCGUGAGCUCGAGGCGUAUCAUCAACUUUUGCUACUAAAUGCUCACUGAAUGUAUAAAAUA